UUUGAUACAUCCAAUGAAGAGCGAUCACUUACGUUUGAAAUUGUCCAAUCAGAUUCUUCUCGGUUGAUUUAAAAGUGAAUUUUGGUCUGUUUCAAAGAACUUUUGUUUAUGUGGAACAAAAAUAAUGUCUAGCUGCAAAAAGAAUGGUCCCGAUGGCAAAGAUGAAUCCACUUGCGUGAAAGUGGUGGUUAGAGUUCGUCCGGCGUUAGAGUCGGGGAUUAAUGAUCGCAAAAUUAUCAGAACGGUGGAUUCCAAAAUGCUGAUCUUCGAUCCAAAGGAGGAAAUAGAGUUUUACUUUCAAGGGCAGAAGCAUUCCGCGCGUGAUUUCAGUAGGAGACCCAAUAAAGAUACGAAAUUCAUCUUCGAUCAUGUAUUUGGCGAAGAUUCGACAAAUGAAGAAGUGUUUGAAUGUACUACUAAAAAUAUGAUUAAUGAAUUGUUAAAUGGAAUAAAUUGCUCUGUGUUUGCAUAUGGUGCAACUGGUGCAGGAAAAACAUUUACUAUGUUAGGAUCAUCAUUUAAACCUGGAAUAGUAUUUAUGACUGUUAUGGAAUUAUAUAACAGAAUUGAAGAAAUAAAGGAUGAUCAGAUUUUUACAAUAAAAGUCUCUUAUUUAGAGGUUUACAAUGAAACUGUCAGAGAUUUAUUGAAUCCAUCAAAUCAAUUGAUAGUUAGAGAAGACCCACAAAGGGGUGUUGUAGUUAGUGGUCUCUCCUAUCACCAGCCAACAGGAGCUGGUCAUCUCUUAAAUUUACUUCAACAAGGAAACUGUAAUAGAACUCAACAUCCAACUGAUGCAAAUUCAGAAUCAUCACGAUCACAUGCAGUGUUUCAGGUAUAUGUGCAACAAAAAGAACACACCAAAGAUUUAUCUUCUGUAGUUCGAAUUGCAAAAAUGAGUUUAGUGGACUUGGCUGGAUCAGAAAAGGCAAGGGUAGCUUUAGGUGCAGCAGCAAGACUUAGAGAAGGAGCAAAUAUUAAUAGAUCUUUAUUAGCACUUGGAAGUUGCAUUAAUGCUCUUGCUGAUAGAAAGCAGAAUAAAAAUCAUAUUCCUUAUAGAAAUAGUAAACUUACAAGGAUAUUAAAAGAUUCUCUUGGUGGUAACUGCAAAACUGUGAUGAUUGCUGCUAUAAGCUCUACAACUGAGAGUUAUGAUGAUACCUAUAAUACUCUGAAGUAUGCGGAUAGAGCCAAAAAUAUUAAAUUAAAUCUGAAACAAAAUAUAAUGAGUGUAGAUAAUCACAUUUCAAGAUAUGUGAAAAUUAUAGAAGAUUUAAGAGAUGAGAUAACAAGACUGAAAGAAAAACUUCAGACAUAUGAUGAUAAGUUAAAUCAAGGAGAAAUUCAAGCAGUUUCUACAUCAGAAAUGGAUAAAUGGAAAGAAAAAAUUGAAAAUAUAUUUAACAAACGUAUUAAACUCAGGAAAAGUAUUUUAGAAUACAUUGCUUUAUUACAUCAAUUACAGGCUAAAAUGCAUUGGAAAAUGAUUGGAAUGGAAAGACUAGCAUUGUUAUCUUUUGAUGAUAAUAAUUUGAAUAGGAGUUGCACAAAGAUUGAUACUUCACUGCGAUCCUUGCAGAAUAAACAAAAUCAUAUUAGAACUAAAAAAUUAGAAUUAGAUCAUGAAUGGGAAGUAAAUACUAAAGCUCUUGAUGAUCUGGAAAAAGAAGUGAUGAAGAUAUCUAAUAAUAAAGAAAUGUUUCAGAAAGUCUCUGAUUAUAUAAAACAUUAUCAUCAUCAAUUGAGGAAUGAAGAACUUACUCAACAAGAAAAACAUUCUAAGGAGCUUAUUUUGCUUCAAGAAAGUGAAUCUACAAAAUGCCACAGGUUAUUAAACAAACUUCUAAAUCUUCUUCAUCACGAACAUUUGCUAUUGAAUAGUCAUGGUUUUGCAACAUCUGAGUUACAAGUUGAGUAUGAUACUGUAAUACGAGCUACCACGGGAAUCAAAGGAGUUGCUUGGGCAGAUCAAGAUGAUGAUAGUGAUGAAUUCAAAUUAGAAAAUAUAAUAGAUAUAAUCAAUCCAUCAGAAAAUGCAUUAAAACCAUUAUCUCUUCCAAAAGAAAUGAAUAUGAAUUUUACUUAUGUCAACAAAUAUUCAUCAGCAUUGAAAAGACUUCGAGAGGAUGAUGAAUCUGAAACAAGAUCUGAAAGGCAUGCCAAGCGUUCACUAAAUCAAACAUUUAAUGCAGAAAUUGUUUCUGAAUUGGCUUCUGCACUUCCCUCAACUCCUUUGUCAAAAGUAAAUGAAACUUUUACAGCAAUCUCACCUUAUGCAACAUGCAGUCAGAAUCAAACAUUUAAUGCAUCACCUGCAAUGUAUCUAAAUUGUACUUUUACACCUCAGAAUGUUCAAAAUUUAAGUUUUUCUGCUAAAAUUUCACCAUGUACGUCUUGUCAAAAACCAGAACAAAGACAAGUGCUGGAAGAUUUGCAAAAUACACCAGACAGAAUUCCCAGAUUUCCUAGUGCACAGAAAUCUAAAGGAAAUGUUAGGGUUUUAUCUAAUUCUUUACAUAAACAACAAAACAGAAAUAUUUCCAUGAAGUCAAACUCUAACAAACAAGUAUCAACAGGAUUUCCAAUUUUGGAUAAAGUUUAUCAAAACAAUUUGAAAGUCGAUUUAGGUAUGUUAAGAAAAUCUCACUUUGCAAAUUCGAGAACAGAGAGACAUCGGAAGUCAGCUACCGAAAACUGUAGCAAGCUUUCUCAAAAUAAAAGAACACCGCUUAAUUCUAGGCUGAAGUUACAAAGGAUAAAUUCAGCUCAGAAGAAAGCUUUGAAAAAGAAUCCUGUUUGGAAGUAGUGAAAAACCUUAUAGAAUAUUAAUACUCUUUAUAAAUUAUGUGAAGUUUUUGAUGUAUAAUGUGGCGUUUUAAAAAUUUAUAUAUAUAUGUAAUUAUCUUUAUGCCAUGGUGCCCAUGCCCUGGUUUGGCUUUCCAUGAUCUCAACGUGUUUAUACAUGUAGAAAUAUUUUGAUACAGAAUGAUUGUAUGCAUUUUUUUGUAAACUUUAGUGUAUCUUAGAUAAUUGUAUAAAGGUUUAUACAAAUAAAAUAAUUGUAAUCAUUCAGGCAUGAAAAAAUCGAAAAUUUU
Molecule: messenger RNA, 3095 nt
Organism: Centruroides sculpturatus (bark scorpion)
Lineage: Eukaryota; Metazoa; Arthropoda; Arachnida; Scorpiones; Buthidae
Gene: Klp67A
Product: kinesin-like protein KIF18A
Exons: 19
Coding region: 125-2806 (893 amino acids)
Biological process (GO): microtubule-based movement
Molecular function (GO): microtubule binding; microtubule motor activity; ATP binding
Source: RefSeq, a predicted model, not a curated record